Molecule: messenger RNA, 814 nt
Organism: Microplitis demolitor
Lineage: Eukaryota; Metazoa; Arthropoda; Insecta; Hymenoptera; Braconidae
Product: chymotrypsin-1-like
Exons: 3
Coding region: 126-785 (219 amino acids)
Biological process (GO): proteolysis
Molecular function (GO): serine-type endopeptidase activity
Source: RefSeq, a predicted model, not a curated record
UGUCGUUCAAAAUUACUUGUUUCAUAUUUACAAUUGGUAUCGCGAUUCUAACUACAGAAAUAUUUUGCAAACCGCCAAAAAAAAUAGUUAACGGUUCAAAUGCUGAUAUAACUGAGUAUCCAGCAAUGGUUUCUAUUCAAUAUUACGAUAGCCAUUGGUGUGGCGGAGUUUUUGUAACGAGACGUCAUAUUUUGACAGCGGCCCAUUGCUUGGCUAUUGUUAAUUCUAAAACAAAUAGAGUAGAAUUGCACAAUAAAGAUAACUUGUCAGUUAAGUCAGGAAGUAGUAAUUGGCGAUAUCCUAGAUACGUGCAUACUAUCGAGAAAUUCGUUAUUCAUCCACAAUACACAGGAACUCCGCCGAAAAACUUACAUGACAUUGGCAUCGUGAUUUUGACUAAAUAUAUUUUCCUUGACGCAACACAAAAUAUUAUUAGAUUACCGUCUUCGUAUACUAUGGGUGGCUCGCGUGGAACUGUUCUCGGAUGGGGAUAUUUGAAAGAGAAAGCAGGUUCGGUUACAGACCGAUUGCAAAAAGCUCCUGUUACUACUUUAAGUCAUGAAGAAUGCUUGCGUAGAGCACCUACGCCUAUUGAGCGAUCUCAUUUAUGCGGGCUUUCCAGCAAAGGAUCAGGCUUUUGCGAUGGUGAUAGUGGUAGCCCUUUGAUUAGUAAUGGACAAGUAAUUGGCAUAGUUUCGAUGGGUUGGGAAUGUGGUCAUGGACAACCGGAUAUUUAUACCCGCGUUCAUUCAUAUUACUCCUGGAUUUAUAGCGUAAUUAAUUGAAAAGAUUUAAAAAAUACCGACAGUUUCAA